Molecule: messenger RNA, 1314 nt
Organism: Trypanosoma conorhini
Lineage: Eukaryota; Euglenozoa; Kinetoplastea; Trypanosomatida; Trypanosomatidae
Product: putative origin recognition complex subunit 1, putative,cell division cycle 6
Exons: 1
Coding region: 1-1314 (437 amino acids)
Biological process (GO): DNA replication initiation; mitotic DNA replication checkpoint signaling
Cellular component (GO): nuclear origin of replication recognition complex
Molecular function (GO): DNA replication origin binding; ATP hydrolysis activity
Source: RefSeq, a predicted model, not a curated record
AUGAAGCGUAAAAGGGCCGAUGGAAACCGGAAGACCAUUGCAGCUCUUCGUGCAGGUGUUACUGCAUUGAGUGUAUCCAGUGCUGCGGCAGCGAAGGAGCUUACUUGUCGGGAUGCGCAUGUCAGUGCCAUCUUGGACUUCCUAAAUGACAAUGUUCAUCCUGUGAUGCAGAUUUUUGGCAUGCCUGGGACAGGGAAAACUGCUUCUGUAAAUCAUGCGCUUGCCCUUCUUGCGCAAUCCUGCUCCUCUGAAAAGAAACCGACUGCAGUAUUUCUUAACGGUUAUGUGAUUCAGAAAAACACCGAUAUAUACUGGACAUUGAAUUGUCAUCUAAGCAAGGCUCGUCUUGGACACACAGAGAACUGUUCACCUGAGCAAUGUGCUGCAUUGAUAGAAAAGCGUUUUAGACAAGGUUGGGGUGACGUCUCAACGCCUUUGUGCGUUAUUGUUAUUGAUGAGGUGGAUAAGGUUUUAAAGCGACAUCACAAGGCCUUUUUCAGAAUUGUAGACUGGUUGAGUUUCCCUUAUGCGUCUUGUAAACUUAUUACAAUUUCUAACAGUAUGGAAUUAGCAGCAGAUGCCAAAACAAGAAGUCGGCUGGAUAUCACUAGAAGAUUGGUUUUUGAACCUUAUAGCUUCCCCGAACUAAAGGAAAUUCUUUUACGAAGAGUUGGUAAGAUUAAGCCAACGCUCUUCGCCGAGAAAGCCAUCAACUAUUUGUGUAACCAGACAGCCUCCCAUUAUGGAGAUGUGAGACGUCUUCUACAAUCUGCGUCGUCCGCCGUUUGCAGCUUAAUGAUGAAAUUGGAAGAGGGUUAUAGUGUCCCAGAUACGCAAGAUGGUCUGUUGUCUGUUAAAGAUGUUCAUGCUGUUGUUCGACAAAUAUUUCAUGACCGUUUUGUGGAAUUUAUUCAAACCAUUAGGUUACCAAUUCUCUUUAUUAGUGUGGCUGUUAUAGCUCACGAGACGACGAAAGUGUUUCGAGCAAACCCAAGUGAUACUCGUUUGUCUUUGGACAAUUUGUUUUUAGCAACCAAAAGGGCUCAACAAACCUGUACCGCUUCACUUGGUGAACCUCACUCUAUGGAUUUAACCUAUGGAGCUUAUCUGGACAUUGUCGAAAUGCUGCGUGAAGUUGCUUUGAUUGAUGUGUCGUUAGGGGAAGAACGUAUCCCUGUGAAGACGGCGCAGCAUCUUCUUGAGGCCACCGAAACUGCAUAUGUUUCUAUGCUGCAGCCCUUUCCUACAGUAGUGGAUGCGUGUAAAUUACAUGACGUCUUUGGUGAAGGGAUAAUGCCACUGUUCAAGACUUAA